UCAUCGGUACCUCUGAUUCCACCUCCUGAAACUAUAAAUGAUGCACACAAAGUCUACUCGAUUGCUGUGGCAUGUAUCGUCCUCGGAGUCGUCUCUAGCCUUUGCGUGUUGGUGAGGCUAGGGCAGCGGAUCCAUGCGCAUGCGUUCGGAUCGGAUGAUUGCGCCAUUAUUCCUGGCCUGCUUUUCUACAUCGGCUGGACCGCGAUGGCCGCCUAUGUCAACCUCCACGCCGGAGUCGGCAAGCCUCUGUGGGAGAACACACUGGGCGAGUUCUCCGUCUGGUUCAAGGGAAUCAUCGGAUCAGGGUGGUUAUAUCCCGCGAUGAGCAUGUCCAUUCGAACCUCUAUCCUCUUACUCUACAACCGUAUGUUUAGCAAAGCCAUGCCCAGACUACGAUACUUCAUAUGGGCACUGCUCGUCCUGCAGGUCGUCUAUUUGAUAGUCUUCUCUAUCCUACCGGCCUUCAUCUCUCGCCCGUUGUAUAAGGCGUGGAACCCGCUCGAACGCCAGAAAUAUGUGAAUGAUUGGUACUAUUACUAUACGCAGGUGGCGCUGUAUAGCACUAGUAUGGCGUUCGACUAUAUUCUCCUCGUUCUGCCGCUCUACCCGAUUGCCAAGGCGCAGAUGAGUUUGAGAAAGAGACUGGGAGUUAGUGUAAUCUUCAUUCUGGGGGCAUCAGCCGGAAUAGCAGCGACGUAUAAACUGGCAAUAUUUGUGCAGCAAAUGACUCGCUAUACUAAAAUUGACCCGCGGUGGAUGCAAUAUGAAAUGAGCCUGCGCAUUCCACCCCAAUUCGACGAGUACGGUACCACCUUCUGGAUUCCCUCGCAGGUCGAACCCUCCGUCGCAUUGAUUGGCACGUCUCUGCCCGCGAUCCGACAGCUCAUAAUG
This is a messenger RNA of Aspergillus steynii IBT 23096, 891 nucleotides long. RefSeq lists its product as uncharacterized. The record is from RefSeq and is a predicted model, not a curated record. The transcript has 4 exons. Lineage: Eukaryota; Fungi; Ascomycota; Eurotiomycetes; Eurotiales; Aspergillaceae. The annotation marks the transcript as partial.